This is a messenger RNA of Rangifer tarandus platyrhynchus (Svalbard reindeer), 861 nucleotides long. The record is from the annotation of a GenBank genome assembly. Lineage: Eukaryota; Metazoa; Chordata; Mammalia; Artiodactyla; Cervidae.
AUGCGCAAGGCCGCACCCGGCCUGGAGGCGAGGGCGCCACCUAGGGGCGCGCGCCGGGAGAGGCCGCCUGGCCUGGACCAGAGGUGUGCCAGGGCGGCCCGCGGCCAGGCUCGUCCAUCACCCGAGCGUGGCCCGGCUGAGGCCUGGGCGCUGGCCGCCCCAGCUCCGCGCUUCCUCAGCUCCGGGCUGCGGGCCGUCCUGCGCCUCCCUGGCCCUGGCUUCCCCCGUGGCCGGUGGGGCCUGGCGCCCCCUGCUAAGCCAGGGCGAGGGUGGACUGCGCCGGUCCAGGGUGCCUUAGACGAGGACACGUCCACUGGUCGCGGACCAGCCUCCUCCCUGGGCCUCUGGUGGCGGGUGGGUGCCCCUGGGCCAUGGGCGGUCCAAGCCCCCAGGCCGGCCUGCUGUCUGCCCAUCAUCCGACGCCACUGUCCAGCCCCCGCGGGCCAGCCCGGCUCCUCCAUGGCCGGUCUCGAGCUGGCCCAUGGCCGCGGGGGGCCAGCGGAGGAAAAGGGGGCCGAAGAAGCGGCCUGGCGUCAGCCGCCCCCUCCAUUUGUCUUGGAGGCUGACACGGAGAAGCCCCACAGGGCCGAGUGCGCCCUCACAGUUUCACCACAAGUAUCCUGGCCGGGUGUCUGGCGCCGAGCUGAUAGUGCAGCCCGCCGCAGGCCCGCCGGAAGCGCUGCCAGCGGUUGGGGCCGCGGCCUGGGCAGGAAAGGCCCCCGCGGCCGCCCUGCACCGGCUGCUGCCGGGACGGUGGGGCCUGAACCUGGGCACCCACCGGUCACCUGCCUGGGUGGCCAGGGAGGCAGCUCGGAGGGCAGACGGAGCCUGCAGACCAGCCCAGGCCUGAGCCGGCGCUAA